UUUAAUUUGUAGAAUUAUCUAACCCCACAAACAAAAAAUAGGCUAUUGCUGUGCGCUCUUAUGGUAUGAAAUACAUUGUCCAUAGGGUUAAUUAGUGGCCUAUAGAGGGACACAGCACGGGAGUUUUUCUUUGAGGCUUAUUUGGCCAUUGAGAUCUCGAUUCAGGAUGCUUUGCGGUACCUCGCAACUGUUUACUUUGAUUGCGUCAUAAUAGCGUGUCAACCUGUAACGGUCAGAUACACUUUAUAUAUCGGGCAGAGCAGUAACGUUGUAAUGUGGCUUCAACCCCACCUUUGCCCUUGGUAAAGAGCGCGCAACCACCAGAACAGAACAGGAUCGAAGCUACAUCCGUGGCUUCGCGGUAGAGCAUCAAAUAACGUUAGGGAGGUCAUCAUGGCGAUGUGUGACUGAAGAAGGGAGAAGUUAACAUGUUUGCCACUGCAGUAAGUUACAUGGGCCUCUGUGUGCCCAGGCUCCUGCAAGCAUUCGAGGAGGAGUUCGGUUCAGACGGGGUCAUCGGGCUCCACCUUUUUCUGAUUAGCCUCUCCAUCCUCCUGCUCUGGGCCAUCCAUUUGUGUAAAGACGAUGAUGAUGUCUUCGGCGACAUUGACCAAGAGCUGGUCAAUAACUUCACAGAGGGAGUUCAUCUCUACUACAGCUACCUCCAACGACUGGAGGAACUAACGUUACAUAUGGAGGACCUCACCACUGAGGUGGACCUGGAAUCCUGCUCCGACUCCCAAUCGUGCUUUGACUCAUGCUCAUCCAGAUCAUCUUCUAGAUCACAUUCUAGAUAUUCUAGAUCCUCCAGAUCUAGUGACUGCAGCAAAUGCCGAACCUGCAAUAAAAGGCGGAAACAGCAUCCAUGUGACAGGUUUAAAUUCCUGAAAGGCGGUAGUCCAGAUAGUCCCAGCCCUCUGGUUAGUCCCAGCCCACUGGCUAAGCCCUGCCUCAAGCUACCAGGAGGUGGUGAUGAUAAGGACAGUCACCAUGGCUGCACGCACGCCUCCUGCAGCUCCUCUAUGUACGUGACUCCUUCUGACUCCCCUCUACCUCUGGAAUACCAGCCCUGCCCUCGUCAGCUUACUGCUAUUGGUUGGAGGCUAAACUGGACUCUGAUGGAGGCCAAACUGGACUCUCCUGUCGCUGUGCCUGUUGCUGCUGCUUCUACUGUCACUGGCUGUAAAGACAGAGCUGCCUGCCGCACAGACCACGCAGACCGCUACAGGACUCCGACUGUGAGACAUAUUCCAAUGGUGAGACAGCUGUUUGAGGCCGUGCCGAGGAAAGGACACCCGGCCGUCCUGUGCCUCUGGCACCGCAGACACUUUGAACUCAACGUGACACAGAAGGUGGCCCGCAAGCGCUGGAGGAUUGCCGUGCUGAUGAUCUCCAUCAUUAGGUGGCUGCUCCCCGAGAGACUGGAGGGAGGAGGCACCACCAGCUCAACCUCCACCACUGCGUCCACCCCCACUACCACCUCAGUAACCUCUCAGGCUAAGAAAGGAUCCAAGAUCAUCAGGAAAACUGCCAGUGUUCCAGCCUUCUGCCCUCAUGUUGCCAACCCUCCAUCUCCCUCCCAGGCUCCAUGCCAGUCUCCAGGGUUGGAGGGUAAACCCAAGUCCAUCAUGAUGUACACUCAGAGCGCCAGGAUCCCCUUCAUUUCCCAGGAGGUCCGAGAGAAGCUUGAGUCUCAUGUUUGCCGUAAGCAGAGCCAGCGCCUCUGGGGCUUCCCCAAACUGGUCACCAGGUACAUGGGCGACCUUGCGCCUCAGCAGCUCCCCACUACCGGCAGCGCAGGCGACGGGAAGAUCAUGGGCAACGUGACCGACCGUCAGGCGGUGUUCUCUGGACGAGCGCACCGCAACACAGAGUUCAGGUUGAAGAACAAAACUACAAGGCCAGCGGAGGAUCCGCAGGCAGCUGCAGCCGCAGCAGCAGCCGCAGCGAAGGACAGCUCACCAGUCACCAGACCUGUGGAGAAGACUACCACCACCAGCACUGUGCUCCAGCCAGCCGAGACCCACGCUACCAAACCCCCCCACACCAGACCCUCUCUGAACCAGACCUCCCCUGUGGUGAGCUUGACCCCGGAGAGACGCUGGCUGGAGGAGAAGGUGAGGAGUAAGUGUAUGGAGGUGAAGCUCAAACACUUUCCCGGCAUGGUGGCCCAGUCAUACCACUCCGCCUUUGCUUCGGCAACCAGCCAGCCAACCAUGAAACCCACCCAGGUGGCAGAAGCCCCCGCUGUUUUUCGGAAACGCACCGCCCCACUCAGACGGAGGGAUAAGGUAUUGUUCAUGGACCAGGAGGAGCUGAGGCGCCUGGAGGACAACCUGAUCAUGAAACACAUGGAGCACCUUCACAGGCAGGGAGUGACCACCGCCUCAACCCCCUCGGCCCACACCCAGGGAGUGACGACCUCUUCGGCCCCCCCGCAAAGCUCUCACAGCCUGGCUCUAGAGACCUCGACCCACACCACCACUGUCUCACAUCCCCAUCCUGCCCUCAUGAAACAGCUGGUGUUGGUGAAUGGUUUGGAAGGAGGCGUUGGGAAGUGCAAGACCCUGCUGGCUCCACAGCAGCACCAGGUAAAGCCUAGUUCAGCCGCAGCCAAGGUGGUAUCAGGACCCGCUGAUUCUGCAGUAUCAUCCAGCACUGAGGCUCAGAGGUCCAGCAGGCUCCCUCUGCCUCCUUUGAUUAGGCCUCCCUCUCGUUUUAUUUCUGCAUAUUUUACCUAAAGAUGUAUUCAGAAGUGAAUAGUAUGUAUUCUUUCUACCAAAUACAUUGUUUUGCAUUUCA
Molecule: messenger RNA, 2802 nt
Organism: Coregonus clupeaformis (lake whitefish)
Lineage: Eukaryota; Metazoa; Chordata; Actinopteri; Salmoniformes; Salmonidae
Exons: 4
Coding region: 429-2741 (770 amino acids)
Source: RefSeq, a predicted model, not a curated record